Molecule: messenger RNA, 2755 nt
Organism: Larimichthys crocea (large yellow croaker)
Lineage: Eukaryota; Metazoa; Chordata; Actinopteri; Sciaenidae
Gene: ap5z1
Product: adaptor related protein complex 5 subunit zeta 1
Exons: 17
Coding region: 119-2581 (820 amino acids)
Cellular component (GO): AP-5 adaptor complex
Source: RefSeq, a predicted model, not a curated record
UCCAGUCAGGACUUAAUUAGCGGCCGCACUGUUUACGUUCCUCCGCAGGCAGACAGACAGGUGAAGAGACACGCAGAGAGACAGACAGGUGGUGUUGGAGGAAUGUCUCUCUGUCCAGAUGUUUUCUCACGGCUCAGAGAGUUUGAUCAAACAAGCGAGGGAGAUCCAGGAGUCUGAGCUGCAGAAGUUUUACAGCAGACUGGUGAAGCUGCUCCAGGCGAAGGAGCUCAGCCAUGAGACUGUGGACUCCCUUCAGAGGCUGCACCUCAUUCUGUCCGCCACCAAGUACACCCGGACGUUGCCUCCUGAGCUUCAGAAGAGACUCCUGUCGCUCCUCUCGUCGCCCUCGGAGCAGCUCCAGGUUCUGGGCUCGGCUGUGCUCAGAGAGACGCUGCCCCUCUCUGGUCAGGAGCUGAACUACAACCAGGAGAACGUCAGCCAGCUGAACAGCCACGCCGCCGCCCUGCUGCUCUCACAGGCGAGAUCGACGGCCGACCUGUCGUCUCUCUGCGCUCAGCUGCUGCGCGGCCUGGAAAGCCGACAAUCGGACGGGUCAGCUCACUCGCUCACACACACCCUGCCCGUCCUUAACACCGUCCUCACACACCGCCCCGAGUGCCUCACUGAAGAUCACAUCACCCUCCUGAGUAAAAAGCUCGUGGACUGGCUGCGUUAUGCGAGCAUCACUCAGGGUGGAUGUGCCUCCUCUGGAGGGUUCUUCACGGGGCCGAGGUCACGUCAGCCGGUGCCCAUAGCCGAGCUGGACGGGACGGUGUCCGGGGAUUUCUUCACCGUGCUGUGUGUGGGUCAGAGCUUCACCGAUGACCAGUGGAUGAACGUCUACUCCUUCUCGAUGCUCCGCCACUGGCUUCUCACCUACCACUCUGUUUCCAAUAGCAACACCACAGCGGACACCGCAAACAGGCUGCAGCUCAGCCUCUCCCUCUCCCACUCCCACUCCUUUUCUAAUGAUGACCGCUCGGAGGUGGACGGGUCGGUGGUUUCUAUGGUUUCAGCCACUUCCUCCUCCAGCCGAUUGCUGCCUCCGAAGGAGCGUCUGAGAGAGAAGGCGUUCCAGUACUGCCAACGGCUCAUCGAGCAGAGCGAUCGCAAGGCGCACAAAAAGGCAGAUGCAGACCUGCAGAAAGCGUGUCUGGUGGAGGCGGUGUGUAUCCUGGACUGCGUGUGCGUCGAGGACGCCUCGCUGGUCUUCCGAACGUUCCCGUGCAUCAAGGCGCUCUUCGGUCGUCUCAGCUCAGAUCUGUCGUUUGCCAGAGUCCUGCUGCCUAUCGCACAGUUCUACCUCAACCAUGGUGAGAUGGCUGCCGUGGAUUGUGAGUGCGUGUGGAGGCUGGUGUUUGCUCGAUUCCCUUCCGAGCUCUUCAACGAUCAGUUCCUGGCACACGAGCUUCUUCGCUUCCUCCGGCUGAACCUCGAGAGUCUGCAGCUGCGGGUCCCGCAGUACAUCCGCUCCUUCCCGAACCUGCUGAAGUUGUUGGCGUGGGACAGCCCGGCGCUGAUGGAUGACUUUGUGGAUCUGCUGCCCUCUCUGGUCACAGCUGGAACUGCAGUGGAGCUCCUCCACACUCUGCUGGACCUGCCCUGUCUCUCUGCCACUCUGGUUUUACAACACAGGUCAGCUGCUUUGCCCAUCGCUGAGUCCAGUGCCCGUGGCCUCCUGUCACUCGAUGCAUUUCGAAGCCCUUCUUUCCGAGGACUUUUCCUCUUCUUGCUUCGAGGCGAAGCAGGUUCAGGCGACACAAUCGACCGGCUGAACACGCUCCACGAGCUGCUGGCCGAGGCUGCCGAUUGGCCGAGAGUCGUCCAGUGUGCGCAGAGCGUCCCUGUGCUGUUGCACAUUUUUUUCAACACAGUCAUCACGAUAGCUGACGAGAAGCUUUUAGCUCACCUGAUUCUGGUGAUGCUGGAAAGAAGCAGCCUCCUCCUCAACAUCCCGAAAUACAUCACAGAGACACACAGGGUGUUCAGCUGCCACCUGCUGAAGUUCUGUAAGCUCCACCCGUCUCUUGUGGUGGACCAGUCUCACGAGCUGCUGGAGUUCGCCGGAGCCACCGCCAACGUCUACAGCAAAGAGGAAAUCUACACGCACGUGGUGUGGGUGCUGGGAGAGUAUCUCUCUGUGUCAUGUGACUCUCGCUGCUCCGUGAAGCUCAUCACUUCCUGUUUCGAGGCGCUGGAGGCGGUGCUGUUUGAGAUCACUUCAUCCGCUCCACCACCCGGAGCCGUUUGCCCUGCGCCGAGAGUCGUCACCACUCUGAUGAGCGCUCUGGCUAAGCUGGCGUCACGAUCACAUGACCUCAUACCCAGGGUGUCUCUCUUCCUCUCCAAGCUAAGAACGGUAACCCGAGGCGGCUCAGUCGCCUGGUGCUCCGAUGAGGACGACCUCGUUGCCAUAGUGACGCGAGGUGAGGAGCUGUGGUCGCUGCUGAAGAGCCCCGGUGUGGCUCAGAGCGUCCUGACCCCGCCUCAACAUGUCAUGACACCCCAGUGGCACAGAGACACCAACGUGGCCACGCCGCUUCGACUGCGAGCCCUCACCAACCUCACACAAUCACAGUGACGCACGAAGCAUCAGCAUGAAGAAAAACAAAUGAUGAUGAAUGAUGAUUUUUGCACAUUAUUUUUGUAAAUAAACGACUUUCUAUGAUCGAAGCUUGACGUAAUGAAGCACAAAACACACGGUGUAAUAUAGUGUCUGUCUUUAAUACAGUGAAAAUAAAAAUUUUGUACAAAA